GUGUCUUCAAUGGAGAAGUGAGGGUAUCGUGUGCUUUUGGUGGUGUUCUCGAACGACUUCCGUGUGGCGUAUGUCAUCUCAAUUUUACCUCACUGCUCACGUUUAACUCCAACCUUGAGCUAAAACAAUUCAUCGGCGAAAAAAGGCAGUGAAAUGAUCGUAAAGAGGAACGAUGGCGGUAUAUGAUUGUAAAAAAAGAAAGGAAUGUAAGUCAUUCCUUCCAUGAUUACCGAUGCCUAUUAAACAUUUCACUAUCGUAUCGGAUAAUUAUAUGUUGCUGUAUCCAUUUUGGACAAUGUGGUGAAAAUGUGAUAUGUAGUUCACAUCAAUUUAUAAAAUUGAUAUUGGUGCUACUAGCGUACGAUGACUUUCGCCUGUUACGCGAAAAAGGCUCCUCUCAGGUUUCUCUCUAGCACGUCCUCGGAAUCAAUUAGGGAUUUGAAGAAGAAGAGCCAUUCAUAGUAAUCCUCUCUCCGUGAAAAGUGUCUAGCAGGAUAUUAAUAGGAUAUUAAAAAAUCACGAAAAUAUGACUGAUAAUAUCGAACAAACAAAUGAAACAGAAAAUCAAGAUUUGAACGAUUUAUUGGAUAGUGCUUUACAAGAUUUUGAUAAAGUAUCCUUAUCAAAUGUCGAAAAGAGCAAUGACAUAAAUACAGAUUCGCAGAAGCAAACAGAUAAACAUGAAAUGUCUGAAGAAAGAUGGACAAAGGAUUUUCUCAAACAAACAGCUGAUCAGUUUGAAAAAAAUUUACAAAAUUUAUUGCAAAAUGAAGAUAGCGAACUGGAAGCUGCUUUACAGAAGCUUGGACAAAUGUCAGCCAGUAAUGCAGUGGAUGAAAAAAAUAUGAAUGCAGAUUUUCAGUCGGCUGUUUCACAAGUUUUAAAGGAUUUAACUGCAAAUUCUGAAAAUUUACAGAAUGAAACAGAUGUAGCAGCUAUGCUCGGACAAACAUCUUUUGACGGCGAUACUGGUGAUAUAUUACCAUUUAUGCAAGGAAUGAUGGAGCAUCUUUUGUCAAAAGAGAUUCUUUAUCCGUCAUUGAAAGAAUUAUCUGAUAAAUAUCCAGCAUGGUUAGAGGAACAUAAAGCAACUUUAAAUGCUUCUGAUUUAGAAAGGUAUACAAAACAGUCAGAACUGAUGCAAAAGGUGUGUAUUGAAUUAGAAAAAGAAAAAGAAGAUGAUACAGAAGAUAUUAAACAACAUCGAUUUGAAUGUGUAUUAAAACUUAUGACGGAAAUGCAAAAUUAUGGUCAAGCACCUGACGACCUUUUUGGCGAACAGUGUUUGCCUUUUCAAUUUGAUUUCGGAAGCAAUCCCACUUUUCCAUUCCCACCUGGAAUAGAUUCUCAAAUGACCUCCUUUUGGCAAAAAUAG
Molecule: messenger RNA, 1375 nt
Organism: Atta colombica
Lineage: Eukaryota; Metazoa; Arthropoda; Insecta; Hymenoptera; Formicidae
Gene: Pex19
Product: peroxisomal biogenesis factor 19
Exons: 7
Coding region: 527-1375 (282 amino acids)
Biological process (GO): protein import into peroxisome membrane
Cellular component (GO): peroxisomal membrane; peroxisome
Source: RefSeq, a predicted model, not a curated record